Messenger RNA from Zymoseptoria tritici IPO323, 1421 nucleotides. RefSeq lists its product as uncharacterized. The coding region runs from base 126 to 1277 and encodes 383 amino acids. NCBI's taxonomy places the organism in Eukaryota, Fungi, Ascomycota, Dothideomycetes, Mycosphaerellales, Mycosphaerellaceae. The record is from RefSeq and is a predicted model, not a curated record. The transcript has a single exon.
GCAAGAACCGUCUCCCUUUGCGCACUGUACUUGACCAAGACCACUAUCGAGAUCUAUCGUGACGUUUUAGGUACGAUUCCCGAGCGCAGACCGGCCCGCACGAGACUACAGUAUCGCGACACGGCAUGGCCUAUCCAGACGACAGACCGACCUCGAGAGAGCACCGAUCUCGAAGGUCAACUCCUCGAGAUUAUGACGACGUCCCCGACGAGGACUACUACCGGAGACCGAAAACGUACGAGCCGAGAUCAAAUGGACGCUCAAGCAGACGGAAUGAAUAUGAUGGGAGCGACGAAGACGAUGCUACCCCUCCACCUCGACGACACCGCUCGUCAAAUGAGAAGGCUCCAGACGAGCCGGAUAUCCCACCGCCUCCCAUAGGGGAAGACCGUCGUGGCGGACAUUUCAAAGCCGGAGACGAUGGCAUAGAGGCAGUCCCGGCUUCACGAAGCGGGCCAGCAGACGAUGAUUCUUACGCGCCCCGAAAGAGCAAGUCAAGUCGAAGGGAUCCACGUGAGGAUGUCGAGAGGGACCCAUAUGCAUCUCGUCGACGCAAGGAACGGAAUCCUUACGACGAGGAACUCCCUCGGCGCACAUCUCACAGAAGCAGAGACGACUAUGAUGAGCCACCAAGGCGCUCUCAAGGACGUGAUAGAGAUCGCGAUCGAGAGCGAUACGACGAUCCAGAACCACCGCGACGGAGCAAAUCCACGCGGUCACCACGAAACGAAUACGAGCUUCCACAAAGAAGCAAGUCGAACCAUAGGGAAAAGAACGGAUACAACGACUAUGAGCCUCCGCGGCAUAGCAAACCUCCAAGAGAUGCGUAUGAAGAGCCAUCGCGUAGGAAGUCGACACGCGACCGCCGCACAGCAUAUCCAAACGACGAAGAUACCGAACCAGAUUACGCACCACCACGGCGACGCCGUGAAGAAAAGCCCGCCAGAUAUGACGAUGGCUACGGCACAGAUCGUCCAAAAAGACAGCCGCGAGAUGACUACGACCGCGGCUACAGGACCGACGGACGCGACCCACGCCGAGAACGUCGGCAUGAACCUCGGGAUCCACGAGACGCUCCGAGGCGCGACGACCGCCAUCGUUACGACGACUACGACGACCACGAUGGUAGAAAGCCCCGCUCGAAAAAGAAGGGCGGUCCGAACUUCAACGGCAUGCUGGAAAAGGGCAAGAAGAAUUGGGAUACCGUGGCACCGGUUGCGAAGCCCUUGAUUACGACUCUGGCGAACGCUUAUCUCAAGAAUGGAAGGCCUGCGUAGAAAGAGUGUGUGAAAGAGCGAUUGAGGCGAGGUUGGCAGAUCGCAGUUCGAUGUUUUCUUCUUGGUUGAUUUCGGCGUGCUUAUACAUGGCAUGGUCCACUCAGUCAUGUCUCCAGUCAACGACGUAGCUCACUAUUGAUAGCU